AGUCGGACCGGCUUGAAGACGUGAAGUAUAGAUCGAGGCCCCAUUCAUAAAACCUCUCCAAUCAUGUGUGACAGUCGAAUUACAACUCCAUUCGUACCAGAUCCUAAUAUGGAAUUAGAGCAGAAAUUAAGAAAGCUGACAACAACCACCGUUGUAACAAUAAACUCAGGCGACAAUGUCAGCGAAUUAAAGGAGACGGAUUCGGAAAAAGAAACAGAACGUGAACAGGAUAAUACGAUCUGCAAGGAAGAACAAAUAAAAAGUGCUUUACAAGAAAACUAUAAAGGUAUAUUAAAAGGUUUAGGAGAAGAUACGUCACGACAGGGAUUGCUAAGGACACCAGAAAGGGCAGCCAAGGCUAUGAUGUUUUUUACAAAGGGCUACAGAGAAAACAUAAAAGAUGCUCUUAAUGAUGCCAUAUUCGAUGAGGACCACGACGACAUGGUGAUAGUCAAAGACAUUGAGAUGUUCUCUUUGUGUGAGCAUCAUCUAGUUCCAUUUAUUGGAAAGGUCUCCAUAGGCUAUCUACCAAACAAGAGGGUGCUUGGACUUAGUAAAUUAGCAAGGAUUGUAGAAAUCUACAGCAGAAGGUUACAGGUGCAAGAACGUCUGACAAAGCAGAUAGCUGUGGCCAUCACAGAAGCGAUACAGCCUUCCGGUGUAGGUGUGGUGAUUGAAGCUACACACAUGUGUAUGGUGAUGCGAGGGGUCCAGAAGCUGAACAGUAAGACAGUGACGAGUACAAUGCUUGGUGUAUUCCGGGAGGAUCCUAAAACACGUGAGGAGUUCCUCACUCUUACAUGUUCGGGCAGAUAGAUCACACACAGUGUAUCCCUGCUGCGCCGGACACAGCUCUGACAAACUUUGAGACACUGACAUGAUAGCCCUGCCUGCCCUGUAUUUCUGCCUGCCUGAGUUGUAAACAGAGAAUUAUACCAUAUUUAUGUGUGAGAGGUUAUAGAAAGGUUGUUUAAGAUGGAUGCCUGAUUUACUUGUUGCUCGAGAUGGAAUUAUUUGUGUGAUUGUACUGUUGUUAGGAUUGUUUUGAGAAGGAAUGAGCAUUGGAUGGUGUCUAGUAGAAUAUAUAUACACCAUUCUUGAUGCUCCAGGGGUUACAUUUACUUUCGCUCUCUGCACAGCAAAAUUGAAGGCAUACGACUAGACAUUUGAUUGGUGUCAGGAAUAAAAACCUGACCAGUCGCUAAGCUAAUGUGUUUCUUUUGAAGAUUACAGAGAGAGACGAGCAAACUCAAAGCCAGUCAACUUGACAGUACAGCGACUACAACAUUUUUUUUAUACAUCAAAGGAUCGAAGUUGUCUUUUCAUUUCAUUAAAAGGAUGACAGUGACUGAGUCUAAAAUUUUGUUUAAAAUGACCUAUUCUAACGAUACAGAGUGAAAGUGAAUGUAACCCCUGGAGUAUGGAGGAUGAUACUUGAAUUCUUGUCUUAAUAAUUGAUUUUAUGACACAUUCUGAAAUGAAGUUAUUUUUUAAAAAUAUCCCUUGAGUAUAAUUUCAUUGUUGAUAAUUUACAUGAUACAUGACCUUUGUUAAGUGAGUAAAGAUGUAUGAUGUGAUACAUGUAUUAAAAGAACUGAGUGAAAUGUUCAAACUAUCAAGGAUGAUAGUGUUAUGUAAUAGAUUUAGACAUUGAGGGUCACAAUGAGGGAUAUGUACAUACAGGGUUGUGGUUUUACCGUAAUUAUUAAUUAACAGAUUUAGCAUCCACUAUUACGGCCUUCAGCAUCUCAACGGACCGCUUGGUUCUGUUGCUGUGUCCUAGAAUUAUGAACAGUGGCCACUACAAUAUAUCAUAAUUCAGGUGUACAGUAUAUCAAAUUAAGGUUGAUCAUGGACUUAGUAUAUACAGUGUAUAUAUAUGAUCGUGGGUGGAUUUUUGUUUUUCCUACCUGCUCCCUUUUAUAACUUCAUAUAUAUACAUGUAUGACUGAGUGGUAUGUAGAUUUUAGGAAAUCUGUCAUUGAAUAUAAGCAUUUUAUUGAGUUUGUUUUAAAAUUAUAGUAUGAGUACAUUUACAUUUAUUUAAAUGUUUUCUAGGUUAAAGGAGUAUGUUUUCCUUUUAUUUUUUUUUAGUAUUAACAAAGUAAUCUCCCCUGGAUGAUUUCUGUGAUAUUUUGAUGCUCGCUGGUUUUAUUGGUUAUCAAUAUCUUAGUGAUUAAUGGGAAAAGAAGUAAAAAAUCCCAGAUUAUUUUCUCCGUAGGACAGAAGACAGAUACCAUUAUGAUUAAUAUGUCCUUAAAAUGCUAAUUGACUCCCAUGACAAUGCCAUUGUUAUGUUGCAUAUUAAUUGUUAUGUAGCAUAUUGUUAAAAAGUGAUAGAUUUGUUACUGUAGUACCAUUGUCCUUUAGCUCAGUUACGGUGACAAUAGAUUUUCAUUUAGCUUUGUCUACAUAUGUAGUACAGAAUAACACUGUAGGAGGUUUCGCCACUGAAAAAAUGUUGAUUCCUCAAUAUAUCCAAACCACUUUUGGGUAACACAUACAAGUUCAAAGUUCACGCAAAUGUUCAAAUAUAUGAUUUUGUAAGAACAAGUAAAUACAUAAUUUGGUGGACAAAACACGAGCUCGGAUUAUUGAAAGUUUAAAUAUGUGUCAUUUGAAUUGGUGGAAUUGGAACAUGUGGCAUUUUACCUUACUAUACAUGUACACGUAUAUAUUAGAAGCAUGUAGCUAAAUAUCUUUCUGUUAUCAUGUUAUGUCCAUGAGAAGUUAAGUUUCAAAUACAAUCAAGGGAACCUUGAAAUGGGAUUUUUAGAGGUGGGAACAUUUAAAAGCUUAAAAGAUUUGGAUUUUAGGACAGAAAGGUCAAGAAAUACAUUUGGAGAUCAAGAUUUUAGUCUCUUUUGUCAUGAUCCAAAUGGUGUUUUGGGUUGUCUCCCUUUGAACAGUAUACAAAUAUUGUGAGACCACAAUGAGAAGUACUGUAAACAUGGAAAUUAAUGUGAUGGGAAAAUUUACGCUAAAAAUGGGAAGUUCAUUCAGCCAUGAAAACUCUCCCAUGUGUUAUUUUGUGAAUUGUGGUACGUAUUAUGGAACAGGUGAAAAAGAAAAAUUCGCAAAAAUAACUCCCAUGCGUAUACAUGUAGGUGACCUAACUGGCAGAAAUAGUCAUGUUUACAGUGAUAAACAGUAGAGUUCUCUGUUGUUAUUUUUUUCUCUGUCUGUCUUUAAGGAGUUCAAAGAUUCCUGAUUCCCAGUGAAUUACAUUGUAUUUUAAUUACAGUGUUGAGUCUAGUCAUUAAUCAAAAGGCAUUCCAAUUAUUGUUAGGUAGACAAUAAGUUCAUGAAUUUAUUUUGUUUUGUUAAUUUUUUUUUAUAUAUAUAUAUAUAUAUAUUUAAUGUAUGUAUUGAGGAAGAUAUGUGUAUUUUGUAUAAUUUUAUUCUUGCCUAUGUUUCUGUUGUAAUGGUAACUUACAAUAUUACAAUAAUAGCAUUCCAAUAUGUUCCAUUUUGUAACUGUAUGAUUUUGAAAACAUUUUGAGCAUUCAUGACUGUUAACCCGGUUCAAAAAGUACAAAUGUACUUUAAUCUAAUCAUGUUGUUGUGUUGAAUAUUUAUUAAUCUAUACUUUUUUUUCUUUUUUUUUUUCCUUUUUUUUUUUUUCUUUUUUUUGUGAAUAAAGAUGUGAAAAAGGAAAGUCACAAUACCCUGUAUGUUGAAUUUCUUAAUAGAAAUAUUUAAUAAUUAUACAGCGAUACUUGAUACAGCAUUAUUAAGUGAAGUUGCUUACAUGUAAAUUACAAGUUCUAAAGGUUGUAACAAUUUAUUGAAGAUGAAAUAUUCCCUUUCUCCUUAAUCAUGACAAUUACAAUUACCUGGUACAUUUUGUAUUCAUCAUUUUAGUAAAAGUGGAAAGUAUGAGGGUAACCUUACUAGCUCAGACUGGUUAAAAUUUCCCUUUAAACUUUUAAUAGCAGAGUGUCUGCUUGGAAAGCAAGAAGUCGCUAGUUCAAGCCCCAGCAUGGUCUUGGAUCAGGCCAAAGAGCCUGGGUUGUGGUUCUCUUUGGAUGAAAGGCUUUGUAUAGGAGGAAGUAGUGUAAACAGUUGACAGGAUAAGGCCACCUUACUAGAUUAGGCUAGUGGGAAUUUCCCUGUAGUCCAAUGAUAGUAUGUUUGUAUAUAGAGCAAGAGCUUCAGCGCCCAGCAGGGGCAGGAUAUUUCUCAAUCACUCCUUUUUGUUACAGAAUUGUUGAUCAACUGUUAGCCCGAGUUUCCUCUGGCUCUGACACCUUGUCAUUGUACCUGGCAAGAGAAAUAUCGUGCUAAUCAACAGUAAGCUAUCGGAGACUGAGAGGCUUCUUUACAGUCUAUGUUUUGGUUGUCUUUGGGGGAAACGUCUGAAAUAAUAAGUUAUGUAAAAGUUUUAAGAGAAUACCCUGAAUUUCCCUUUAGUCUAAUGGUAGGAUGUCCCCUUGGAUAGUAAGAGUUUAAAAGUUAAAACCUUAGAACAGAAAGGUAUUAUUCUUUACUCCUUCCCUUUACAAAAGGAUAUGUACAGAUAUUAUGUAGGUCAUGCUGGUAUAUAAACCAUUUACAUGUAUCUCGAGUCCAUUAGAUGUCGAUUCUGGUUAAUCAUGGUCAUAUUGUUUUAUUUGUUGUUUUAACUGGUAUAUUUAUUGAUGUAUAAAAUCUUAUCAUGAGAUUAUUUAUACCAAUAUACAUAUUGUUGGAAGUUUUUUUAACAUAGUCCGAUUUUGAGAUCAGGUGUUGUCCAAAUAAUCAUUAAUUUUUGGAUUAUUUUUAUUUUAAAUGAGACUUAAGUAAUUUGAUGAUCUUUCAUCAUACCGUUGCAGUUUUGUGCUGAAUAUUCAUUUUUCACAAAUGGACCAUGUUUUGGAUGUUGAAUUCUAAAUUGUUGUAUGAAUAAGACUUCAUGGACCAAGAUUUUUUUAGUUUUUCAAAAAUUCAAAUGAGUACAAGACAAACAUUAUUACCUCCCAUUAGUUGACAGUUAUAGAGGUCAUUUUUUUUAAGUUAAAUCUUGAAUAAUCUCAGUCAUGCAGGAUUAACCGAGGAAAUAUCAUAUAUUUGAAGAUUUUUAUAGUAUAAGGCAAACAUCUACGAGAUUUCACUUCAAAACGGUUAUAUUAUCAUUGAUGGAGUUUUAGGAUUAUUAAUAUGUGGACAUGCACUGGGUUGGAAAUUUGUGCCAAUUCCUCUCUUAGACAUUCUCUAGUACAUUACAUAAACCAUCUAAUUUCAAAAUUGUACUUAAAAUAUUUAUUUAUAUAGUUACUUUUUACAACCUAUUUAGACCUAAAAAGACAUUUUACACAUUUAGUCAACUUUUUAUGUAUCGAGGAUAAUCUUUAUAUUUCAUAGUAUUUCGAACAUCACAAACUCUAAAUGCCAUCAAAACCAUUUUUGAAAUCACAAAAAAAUAAGGGGGAAGAUUCGUGUAUUAGCUCUUUGUCAUGAUCUGUCUAGCCAUCUCAUUAUGACUUUUCGAUGAAUUCAUGUUGGACAAGCAAGAUUUAUCUUCAGAUAUGUAGAUAAUUAAUCUAUUUUUUUUUUACCGUUAACUACAUUUGUUACCUGUAGUACAGGUGUGAGUGACUGAAGUUGCUCUUGACCAUAUUUAGUUACCUGUGAAUCGGUGUGAGCUAACAAAACAGGAGUGGAAGAAGGAUGAAAGUGUUAUAUUUACUAUUUAACUUUUGAGUAUACAGCUGCUCAUAUCUAGAGAAAUAUAAUUUUAUGAUAUUUAUGUUUGAUAUACUUUAAUAUAUAUAUAUAUAUGAUAUAUGGUGGAGAAAAUGAGGUACAGAAUUAAUUGUUAUAAAAUGUUUCGUGAAAUACAGUGAUUUAAACAAA
This is a messenger RNA of Pecten maximus, 5835 nucleotides long. Its product is annotated as GTP cyclohydrolase 1-like. Gene Ontology annotation, biological process: tetrahydrobiopterin biosynthetic process; tetrahydrofolate biosynthetic process. The transcript has 7 exons. The record is from RefSeq and is a predicted model, not a curated record. The coding region runs from base 64 to 816 and encodes 250 amino acids. Gene Ontology annotation, molecular function: zinc ion binding; GTP binding; GTP cyclohydrolase I activity. Gene Ontology annotation, cellular component: cytoplasm. Lineage: Eukaryota; Metazoa; Mollusca; Bivalvia; Pectinida; Pectinidae.